AUGACUGGUCCCAGCCCUCCCAACCUCGAUGUUAAUGGCAGGCGGCCCGACAUUGACUCAACACUUUUGUCUCCUGUAUUCGAAAACUCGCACAGAUAUGCAUCCCGGAACUCAAGAGAUGUACCACUGACCCGACCAUCCAUCUCAGAUGACGCCCUCAGCGAUGGCGAAGUCAGCCCCGUCUCGCCCAGAUUACCCUCCUUCUCCAUCCCACGACCGUCUCACAAACCUCGUGCAGAACUGCAGAAACUCCUCGCUCACUCUCUGGAGCAGCUGCGUCGCCGGCCGAAACCGCCUUCCGUAUUCGAUCAGUUCAAGCAGGGUUCGGCGAACGCGGAUGACAUAGGGACUGGUUCUGUGGCAGAGACUCUCCGGGGAGCCGUUAAAUUCAAAUCCGCAAGGGCGAAUGGGGAAGGGCGAGCGACAGGUCAGGACGAAAGUGACGAUGAAGAUGACGGAGCUGUGUUUUCUACGAACAGAACUUGUGAGCUGCUUUCACAGAUGCAGGAGGUACUCGCAGUUGCGACCGAAGUCUUUGAUAGCGAGUAUGUUCACCUCAUCAACACUGUUAUUGAAGCUGAGGAUGAUGAACUCGCACUAGACGAAUAG
Messenger RNA from Punctularia strigosozonata HHB-11173 SS5, 609 nucleotides. RefSeq lists its product as uncharacterized. The transcript has a single exon. The coding region runs from base 1 to 609 and encodes 202 amino acids. Lineage: Eukaryota; Fungi; Basidiomycota; Agaricomycetes; Corticiales; Punctulariaceae. The record is from RefSeq and is a predicted model, not a curated record.